GCAGCCGUUUGUCGUCAAGGCGAGAGGUCAUCGAGCAGGCGCACAACUUGUUCCUGUAGUGACUGCUCGACGGGUUGUCUUUACCGGAAGGAAAAAAUUCACUUCAAGAAGACACUGCUUAAUCAAGCUUUGAAAAUUGCGACCAAAACAUUUAUUUUAGGAGAGAGACUCUACGAGAAUAGGUGAAGAAUGGCAGCAGAUAAAGCCGGAGAGCAAGGGACCGAAAAGCAUGAGGGAUCUGCUAAUUGUUCUGCUAUUUCUGACCAGGAAAAGGAGUUGGCUAGAUGUUCGUUGCAAGCAUUUACGGCUGGAAAUUAUGAAGCUUCUCUUCAACAACUUGGGGAGCUUAAGGAAAUUAACAGAGAUGAUUACAAAAUCGUAUUGAACACUGCUGUUGCAGAGUUUUACAAGAGUGGCCAGACCAUAACGGACAAUUUGAGGCAAAUGCUUAAUCAUUUAAAGAAUGAGGUUCAUUCAGCUGUUGAUGAAAUAGACAGCCUAGAUGACGUUGAAAACAGUAUGCUAUACUAUAAUCAGGCUGUAAUUCUUUAUUACCUACGUCAGCACAUGGAAGCCAUUUCUAUUGGAGAGAAACUUUACCAGUUCAUAGAGCCGUUUGGUAGGCGUAUUUGUCUGAGAACACCUAGAUCGUCGCCCCAAAGCCCUAAAGGACUGCCUACACCAAACAGACGAGAGGAGAAAUUUGCACAUGCAGUAUGUUUCCUGCUUAUAGAUUUAUAUCUCCUCACAUGCCAAACAGAAAAGGCCUUACAUUAUCUGGUAAUUCUGGAAAAAAUGAUUUUGCAAGGCAACAACAAUAAAAAUGGUAAAAAUGAGGCAAACAAUAACACUAACAAUAAAGAUGUCAGCACUCAAAAAUCUGAAGUUGGUGUACAGUUAGAAGCUGCAAAAUCUAAAAUUCAUCAGUAUAAAGUAAGAGCCUACAUUCAAAUGAGGUCUCUGAAAGCCUGCAAGAGAGAGAUAAAGUCUGUGAUGAACACAUCUGGAAAUUCUACCCCAUCACUCUUUAUGAAAAGUAAUUUUGAAUACCUCAGAGGAAACUAUCGAAAAGCAAUAAAACUACUAAACUCGUCAAAUAUUGCUGAACACCCAGGGUUUAUGAAAACAGGUGAAUGUGCAAGGUGUAUGUUCUGGAAUAAUCUUGGCUGUAUUCAUUUUGCAAUGGGGAAGCACAAUUUAGGACUUUUCUACUUCAAAAAAGCCCUUCAGGAAAAUGACAAUGCCUGUGCUCAGUUGGGAAUAAAUACCUCAGACCCAGGAAAGAAAUUUUCAGGAAGGCCAAUGUGUACUCUACUUACCAACAAACGCUACGAAUUGCUAUAUAAUUGUGGAAUUCAGCUCCUUCAUAUUGGGAGGCCUUUGGCAGCAUUUGAAUGUUUGAUAGAAGCAGUCCAAGUUUAUCACUCCAAUCCUCGCCUUUGGUUAAGAUUAGCUGAAUGCUGCAUAGCUGCUAACAAGGGGACUUCAGAGCAAGAAACAAAAAGCCUACCAAGCAAGAAGGGCAUAGUACAAUCUAUUGUAGGUCAAGGCUACCAUCGUAAAAUUGUUCUAGCAUCCCAGUCCGUUCAGAAUCUGCUGUAUAACGAUGGUGAGUCAUCCGCUAUUCCAGUUGCCAGCAUGGAGUUUGCAGCUAUAUGUCUGAGAAAUGCGUUGAUCCUUUUGCCGGAGGAUCAGCCAGAGUCAAAACAAGAAAAUGGCUCUAAGACAACCAGUCAGACAAGCAAUACAGACUCAAGUGGCGAGACUGGCGAAACAUGCAGCAGUAAAAUUCACGAAGGAGAAAAAUUUGUUACAGCUCCACCAUCCUCUCCACUGAGGAGACUAGAACUGGAAAACUUAAGGUGUUCUGUCCUUGCUUGUAGUGCCUAUGUCGCUCUGGCUUUGGGUGAUAACCUCAUGGGUUUGAACCAUGCAGAAAAGCUUCUCCAGCAGCCUCGUUUGUCAGGAUCCCUAAAAUUUCUGGGUCAUCUGUAUGCUGCCGAAGCUCUGAUUUCUCUGGACAGGAUAGCUGAUGCAAUCACUCAUUUGAACCCUGAGAAUGUCACAGAUGUGUCCCUUGGGAUCUCCUCCAAUGAACAGGAACAAGGAUCUGACAAGGGGGAUAACGAGCCCAUGGAAAUUGUGGGAAAGCCGAUACCUCAGUGCUACCCAAGUUCAGUUACGUCUGCACGAACAAUGAUGCUGUUCAACCUUGGAAGCGCCUACUGCUUGCGUAGCGAAUAUGACAAAGCUCGAAAGUGCCUUCAUCAGGCUGCAUCGAUGAUCCAUCCUAAAGAAAUCCCUCCAGAGGCAAUCCUGCUUGCUGUGUACCUAGAACUUCAAAAUGGGAACACCCAGCUAGCCUUGCAGAUCAUCAAAAGGAAUCAGCUUCUGCCAUCCAUCAAAAUGAUGUCGGAUCUUCGAAAGAAGCCAUUAUUUCAACCCAUCCAUCAGCCCAUGCAGCCAAUUCAGAUGCCAGGUUUCACCACUGUUCAAAGAAAAUGAUGUAUGGUUAUCCUGGGACUGACAGAUGAGAAGGCUUAAAAUCUAUCCGUACAUUAAUAAAUGGCAUACUAGACUUUCUUGUCA
Messenger RNA from Pelobates fuscus (common spadefoot toad), 2589 nucleotides. RefSeq names its product CCR4-NOT transcription complex subunit 10 (gene CNOT10). Lineage: Eukaryota; Metazoa; Chordata; Amphibia; Anura; Pelobatidae. The transcript is spliced from 21 exons. Gene Ontology annotation, biological process: mRNA catabolic process; negative regulation of translation. Gene Ontology annotation, cellular component: CCR4-NOT complex. The record is from RefSeq and is a predicted model, not a curated record. Gene Ontology annotation, molecular function: protein binding. Bases 190 to 2505 code for a protein of 771 amino acids.